AUGAAUGCAUUCUUUGAUGGAUAUGUGAACUCCAAGACAACCUUGAAGCAAUUUGUUGAGCAGUAUGACAAUGCGUUGAGAAGUAAGGUAGAGAAGGAGACAAAAGCAGAUUUUAAGUUUCGUAACAAAUUGUAUGAUUGUUUAACGGUGUAUCGUUUUGAGAAGCAAUUUCGUGUAGCUUACACUAAUUCCAAAUUUAAAGAAGUUCAACUAGAAAUGAAGCGUCUAGUGUAUUGUCGUGCAAAUCUUAUCAAACAGGAGGGAGCAAUUUGUACCUAUCAUGUGAGGGAGGCUAUUGUUGUGGGUGAGGGGAUAAAGAAAGUGGAAUUUGUUGUGUACUUUAAUUCAACUGAAUGUGAGCUCCUUUGUAUGUCUCGGUUGUUUGAGUUUAGAGGUAUUAUGUGUGCACAUUCACUUUCUGUGCUCAUUGAGAGAUCCAUAUAUGAGGUGCCAACUAAAUGCAUUGUUUCGAGAUGGAGAAAAGACUUGGAAAGAGGCUACACGUGCAUUCCAACCACAUAUACUAACUUUGGCUCUUCUCCACAUCCAAAGUUGCAUGAUAACUAUCAUAACACGUUGGAUGAGAUCCUAGAUCUUGCUACCAAUGAUGAUGCUAAACACAAAGUGAUUCAACUUGGGUUGAUGAAAAUCAAGGAUGAAGUAAGAACAGUUCAAUCAAGUAGUGCAAGUAAUGUGCCAUGUACUAGUACUUUACCACCUUCAAGUAGUACUUUACCACCUUCCCAUACUUCAUCAAAAAGUCCGCCUCGUAUCAAUACUACAACAGAAAGCAUGACUCGCAAGGUACGAAGUCCUUUGGUUGCUCGCCGAAGAGGCCGUCCAUGUACGAAACGGAAGGUUAGCAAGAUUGAUGCAAUAGUCAAUCGAUUGAAGGGAAAGAAUAAGAAGGCACCAGUUACCACAAGUGGGGACGACAUUAGGAGAACAUCUCACCAAGAAGCUGGAAUGGUCAACAAUAUUAGCAGUCAAAGAUCGAUAGUACCGUCAUGUUUUGUUAACUUGAAUAUCAACGGGGAUCCGAAUGUCCCAUUUUUUUUUUAG
Molecule: messenger RNA, 1062 nt
Organism: Camellia sinensis
Lineage: Eukaryota; Viridiplantae; Streptophyta; Magnoliopsida; Ericales; Theaceae
Biological process (GO): regulation of DNA-templated transcription
Source: RefSeq, a predicted model, not a curated record